AUGGAGCACGUGAGCGUUUUCCCUUUCAGUCUGAACAAUUCAGCUGAAAUUGUAGUCCUCGUCAGGAGAGAUGGAGAUUUUUAUAGAGACCUUGGGGGUCAUGUGCAUGGGCAGCACUCCCCUCUUCAUGCAGCUGCUAAGUAUCUAUUAAAGCACUCACAUGGAAUGAUAGCGCCUUCGAAUAUUGAAAGAUUAAUCAAGAAAAAGCCUCUUAUCCCUGAAAAUGAUGAAGCUUUAUUCAGAGAAAUUUUGGCAAAGUUAACCACUUUGCCAAGCCACAUGUGCAUAAGAAAUGUGAGUAGCCAUUUUGCAUAUAUGGUGCCAGUUCCACAUGUUGAUCCCGAACUCCUUAAUACAAAUCUAGAAGACACCAGCCUACAUUGGAUAAGAAUAAGCACACUUUUUAGUGUUGAAGAAUACCAGCGAUUUUUCACUGCUUUUGAUCUAGCUAUUCUGAGCCAAGUUAACACAAAUAUGCUAAAGCAAGCAAUUACCCUAGGAAAAGAUCCUCUAUAUCGUAUUAUGAAUUAUAUUGGAAUAAUCAAUUUAGAAGACGAAGCCCUGUGGCAGUACCAUUUUGAAGCUUUAAUUCUGUCAAACUGCCUUCAGGAACCUUAUAGGAAUAAAGAAGUUAAAUGGAUGUUUUAUGAAUCAGAGCUGCCAGCUACAGAGGAAUUAGAAAGAAUUACAGCUUUCGUCAUAUUUGGAUGGAAAGAUAGACCAAGUGAUGCUUUGACUGACUUCUUAGAGCGAAUUAUUCCAACAAAAAAAAUCCUUGCAAUCGGUUCUGCUGCAAAUAUGCUUUGCGAGAUGCUGGGAGGAAGAUUGGAAACUGCAGAAGAAAACGCCCUUCCUGAGCUCACAGCUAUUCAUUUCACUGGAGAGUACUCAAAAGUCCCUUUUAUUAGAAAAAAUACAUCAAGGCAAGAAGCAGCUCCAGAAGAAGCUGAUAUGUUUCUUUAUAUGUCAAAAUAUGUCCGAAGCCUUCCUGAGCCUGCAGUCAUCAUUGCAACUGCCAGAGAAAGUAUUCCUGUUAUUUAUAAUAUAGACAAUGUCCUUUGUGUCCACGGCCACCCUGAAUUUACUACCUCUUUUGUUGAAGAAAUGAUAGCUCCUGAUCUGCUUGAGCAAGGGAUCUGCCAUGAAGAAGACUUGGAGAAUAUGAGAAAAGCCUGGGAAAGCAUGCCAAUACACAGGUACAGAGAAAUUAGAGAAAUUUGUGAGUUCUUUGUUUUAAGCUAA
Messenger RNA from Blepharisma stoltei, 1242 nucleotides. The record is from the annotation of a GenBank genome assembly. Lineage: Eukaryota; Ciliophora; Heterotrichea; Heterotrichida; Blepharismidae.